GCAAUAAACACAGCUGCUAUGUAGUAAAUGAUUAUGCGCCGAUUUGAGUUCGCGCACGUGCCGUUCUGCCGCUAACAGCGCGCUAACACACAAAUGUCGCGCAAUAAGAAGCCGUCGGCUUUGUCCGACCUCAUUAGGCAAGCGGCUUCGUCCGAGGCUCUGGACAGCUCUCCGACUGAGCCCAUUGCCGUUGGCCAUGCCUCGCUGAGGGUGUCGGCUGCUGCUCCUACAACCGCGGAAGAGCUAGCGGAGGCCUUCUUUCCAGGAUCAUCGCUUCGAGAGCAUGCAUUCUUUCCGAAAAGCCUAACGGGACAUUCGCUGGUGUCCUCACAUACACCUUUUGGCUUCCUUGGCGGAGCCAGGCAGGGCCCACGGACGUCUGGAGAUGACUCGCAGGGACCCAGCAACACCUCUCCCUACGGCCGCGCAGCCGCCGGCUUCUCGCUUCACCGCCAGCAAUCCAUCGCCGAAGUCGACACAGAGGGACGCAGCCUGCCAGACCACGACACCAGCCGCACCCCUAGCCAAAACCAAGGCUACAGCAACCCCACUCACCCCACCACAGCCGCCACCAACAAUAACAGCCACGGUCAACGCCAAAUCCAAAUCCAAAUCCAAGGCCGCCACGGUCAAACCUCCGACCAGGGCCAGGUGUACGGCAGCCAGCACGUGCACCCGGGCUUCAGCAUGGGUCACAGCCUUCCGGCCUCCGCGCUGCCGGGCGCUGUGGGGUCAUGGCUGGGUCUGGGCUGGCGCGGCCGCUCUCCGCCGCCGCCCCCGCAUGGCACGCCAGGCGGCAGCAGCCGGGACGGUGGGGGCUCGGUGCUGAUUGUGGAAGGAGAGCGGCGAGGAUGGGGUCAAGGAGGAGGAGGGGCUGAGGGGAGAGGCAGGGGCGGCGACUUGGCAGAGCCGCUUCUGUCAGGCUUCGACUCCCUGGCCAGCGAGGAUCCCCACCUGGACGACGUGGAAGCCACAGGAGCAGCAGCAGACCACCAUCACGCCUCCCGCCGCGGCAGCGCCACCGCUACCGCCGCUGCUGCUGCGGCCGGUACGGCUGCACCCCUCACGGGUGUCGUACCCGCCACCGGCAACGGCACAAGCACCCCUGCUACUACUGCCGCUGCUACUGCUGGUGGUGCCGUUCCUAGGAGCUCAGCUGCCUCCGCAGUAGCGGCUGCAGCACCCAAGGAUCCCCGUAGCGGCUUUGGGAACUCGAUUGUGUUUGGCAUGAUUAACGCGGUCGUCAGCAUGCCCACACUGAUUGCGUACGCGGCCAUUGUGUUCAAGGCCCCCCUGUACGCCCCCUACCUGGACAGCCUGUGUCGCUUCUUCUUCUUCAGCAGCGCCGUACACCAACUCGUGUUCGUGUGCCUGAGCAGCCUGUCCUUCGCAGUGGGGCAGGUGCAGGACGUGGGGCUCAUCUUCCUGUCGGCCAUGGCAUCAGACAUCGCACUGCGCCUCACCUCCUCCUCCUCAGAGGAUGGUGGUGGCGAUGUGGCCGCGGUGGCUCUGGGCUCCUCGCUGCUGGUCAUGACCCUCAGCACCUUCAUUGUGGGACUGCUCACGGUGGUGGUGGCCCGCCUGAAGCUUGCGGACAUGGUGUCGUACGUUCCGUUGCCGGUGGUUGGCGGUUACCUGGGCUUCGUGGGCUACUUUUGCAUCGCCGGCGGCACCGCGCUUGCUGCGGGCGUGCAGGUGGACUCGCUGCUGUCGUGGACGCACCUGCUGGCGCCCGGGCCCGCCCUCAAGCUGCUGCCCGCCGCCGCCACCAUUGCCGUACUCAUGCUGUGCGUGGCGCGGGUGCACCACCCGCUGGCGCUGCCGGGGCUGCUGAGCGCCGUACCGCUGGCCUUCCACGCGGUGCUGUGGGCGGUGGGGUGGGACCUGAGGCGAGCGCAGGAGGAGGGCUGGGUCAUGCCGCCCACGGCCGGAGCUACUCAGUUCUGGCAGCUGUGGGGUCUGUACCACCUGCAGCCCGGCUCCCCGGGGUUGGGUGUCAGCUUCGGCGCCAUGCUGGCUCAGCUGCCCAAGCUGGCGGGUCUGUUCCUGGUGGUGUGCUUCGGCAGCUGCAUGGACGUGGCGGCCAUCCAGAGCGACAUGCCCACGCCGCUGGACUUCAACCGGGAGCUGCUCACAGUGGGGGUGUCCAACAUGGUGACGGGCGCGCUGGGGGCGGGCUACACCGGCUCCUACAUAUUCAGCCAGACCGUGUUCACCAUGAGACAGGGCGUGUUCAACCGCAUCAACGGCCUCACCAUCGCCAUGGUGGAGCUGCUGGUGUUCGCACUGCCGUUCAGUGUCGUUCAGUACAUGCCAAACUUCUUCUUCGGCGCCUUGCUGGUGUGGUUCGGUAUUGAGAUCGCGCGCGACUGGCUCAUCCUGUCGUACAAGAAGCUCUCCCGCCCCGAGUACCUGUUGCUGUGGUCCACCUUCCUGGCCAUCAUGGCGUGGGGGCUGGAGCUGGGCAUUGCGGCGGGGGUGGUGCUGGCCACCCUCUACUUCGCAUACCAGUACGCGCAGAGCCAGGUGAGUAGCCUGCGCCAGGUGUCCGCCCGCAGCGGUCGCUCACACGGCUUCGAGGCGGGCGGCGCGCUGGACCUGCUGGGGCGGCGGCUGGCGGUGCUGCGGCUGGGCGGCUUCGUGUUCUUCGGCAGCUCCUCGGGGCUGGGGAACCAGGUGCUGCACACCGCGGCGCGCAUGCUGCAGGAGCGGCGGGAGGAGGCGCGGCAGCACGAGGAGGCGGCGCGAGCGGCGGCGGCGGCGCAGCUGAAGGAGGAGGAGGAGCAGCAGUACCAGCGGGCAGAGGGAGAGGUGGAGGCUGCUGUGCAGGACGGUGAAAGCAGCAGGGCAGACGCGCCAGCGGCGGCGGGGCAGGUUGCCGGGGAGUCGGCUCGGCGGGAGGCGCCUGGCAGCAGUGACUGCAGCAGCACUGGUGGUGGCAGCGAGGACGGUGGCGAGGGCGAGGGCUGCAGCGACCCGGGGGUCGGCUUGUCCCGCGCGGAGUGGCACUGGCGGGCGGCGCAGGCACUGGCCCGGGCGCCCGUGGUCAUCAUACUGGACUUCAGCUCCGUGACGGGUCUGGACUCCACCGCCGCACGCACCUUCGCCACUCUGGUGUCCACCCUAGCCUCGCAACACGUGCACGCCGUGUUCGCCGGCCUGCGCCGACCCGACUGCCGGCACCUGCUGCGCGCCAACGGACUGCCGCUGCUGAGCUACACGCAGGCGGCGCAGCAGAGCAGGGGGACGGAUG
This is a messenger RNA of Astrephomene gubernaculifera, 3253 nucleotides long. NCBI's taxonomy places the organism in Eukaryota, Viridiplantae, Chlorophyta, Chlorophyceae, Chlamydomonadales, Astrephomenaceae. The record is from the annotation of a GenBank genome assembly.